Molecule: messenger RNA, 1695 nt
Organism: Sungouiella intermedia
Lineage: Eukaryota; Fungi; Ascomycota; Pichiomycetes; Serinales; Metschnikowiaceae
Source: the annotation of a GenBank genome assembly
AUGAUAGGCACAGAUUCCUAUCGAAUAGUUAUAGAAAUUUCCGAUCCAUCAUCUAACGCCCAAGUGAAUUCGGACUACAGAUAUUCCACAAUCUUGGUGACUUCUAUUGAUAAUCUUCCAGGCAUGAAUCCAGGCCAAUCCUUAGAGCCCAUGAGAGCCAAACUGUUGGGUGAAGGAGUCAUCAGGCUUCUUCGAGACUUUGAGGAUGAAGAUGAUACUGAGGUGUCAAAGACUACUACCAUUACAAGUCCCGGAGACGACACUAUGGUAGCUAUAAUUGCUGUCCCCACAUACUUCACAGCCACCGAUCUUUUGGGCUUUGUUGGAGACCAUUAUAUGAAAAGCGUCACGCAUAUUCGCAUUCUCAAAAGUGACAAGGUGAACCGGUUUAUGGUGUUGAUUAAAUUCAAUAAUUUGGUCAAGGCCGAGGAAUUCCAAUAUCAUUAUGAUGGAAAGCCUUUCAAUUCGAUGGAGCCGGAAACAUGUCACGUUGUUUUUGUUAAAUCCGUGGUUACAGACACCACUUCCAGCACUAUCCCCAACAAAGACCUGUUGAUCCCGUUUUUGUUGGACGACCCAUUCACAGCAUCUCAUGAAUCUUCUGAGGACUCCACAUCUGGCAAACUAGAUCUGGAACCUGACCCCAUAGAACUUCCAACAUGUCCUGUUUGUCUCGAAAGACUAGAUUAUGAGGUUACAGGCUUGUUAACUAUUCCAUGUCAGCAUACUUUCCACUGCCAAUGUCUCUCUAAAUGGAGAGACGAUACUUGUCCGGUUUGUAGAUACACCAACAACAUUUCAAACCACAAGAUACGACGUUCCGUCCGGAGAUUGCUGCAGAUCAACUCAAGAAUGUUUCAAAGACUCAAUCAGCAGCCCAUCGAGGAAGAGGGUGCCAAUGAAACGACUGAUCAGUGCAUGCAAUGUACGGCGGCCGAGAAUCUAUGGGUCUGCUUGAUAUGUGGAAAUGUUGGAUGCAGCCGAUAUGCACCUGAGCAGCAUUCAUUGAAGCAUUUCGUGGAGACAGGGCAUUGCUUUGCCAUGGAGCUCAAUACAUCUCGAGUUUGGGAUUACGCAGGAGACAACUACGUCCAUCGAUUGAUAGCAAGUGAGGCUGAUGGAAAAAUCGUGGAGCUACCUGAAAAAGAUGCUCAAAAUGAGACGAAAAUUAAUCUGAAGGACAACGAUAACACUGAAUAUUCCGAAUUACUCUUGAGUCAGCUAAUCAGUCAACGAGAGUAUUACGAGCAUUUGCUCAAUGAAAACGGCCCAAGUCAGGGCAUGAGACUGAGAAGAGGCUCAUCUAUCGUAGAGUCUGCAUCUACGAGUAAGAAACUCAAUGAUAUGGAGUCUCAGAUUGCUGAACUAACUGAUAAGUUCAAUAAAGUGUCUACAUCAGUUAUUCCUGCCUUGAAACAGAAGGUCGAUAUGAAAAACACAUCACUAAGACUUGCUAUGAAGGAGCUAGAGGAAUCCAAUGCAAUGAAUGAGGGACUUUCAGCCAAGGUUGAGUUCUUGACAGAAGCAAACAAGAAGCUAAAGGCAGAAAACGUGGACUUACAGGACCAAGUAAAGGAUCUUAUGUUUUUCUUAGAAGCUCAAGAGAAGUUCAAAGGAGCUUCCGAUGAAGUCAGGGAUGGAACGGUAGUGAUCCAAGAGCUGAGCAAGAAGAACAAGAAAAAGACCAAACGGUGA